CAAAUCUUUAUUCCAGUCCCCAACCUAACACUGCAUAACCCAAACGGAAUAACCCGGUCUUACGUCUCCCAUCAAGCUUCGGAACCCGAGCUGUCCACCGUAGGUCCCACUGAAUAUCUCACGGCAUAAACCCUCCUUUCCCCCGACGGUAUAGCGAAUAUUCCUUCCCUACUUCCCUUCGCUCCUCUUUAAAAUCCUCCCGUCCUCUCUCGACUCCUCGCCUGCACCUCCAAAUCCCCCCAAAACCUAACUUUCUGAUCCAAGUUUGAUAGCAUCAAUGGCUCUCAAGGCCGUUCACGUCUCCGAAGUCCCCAGUCUCGACCAGGUCCCCAAGGGCCCCACCCUCGCCCUCUCCUCCUCCUGUCUCCCCAAAGGGACGGAGGGGGUGAAGUCGGCGUUCAAACCGGCGAAGUUCGUCGUCAUCGGGCACCGGGGGAAGGGGAUGAACGCUUUGGCGUCGCCAGACCGCCGGAUGAAGGAGAUUAAAGAGAACUCCAUCCUCUCCUUCAACGUCGCCGGUCGUUUUCCAGUCGACUUCGUCGAGUUCGACGUCCAGGUGACCAAAGAUGAUUGCCCAAUUAUCUUCCACGACAACUUUAUACUCACAGAAGAGGAUGGCGAUAUAUCUGAGAAGCGUGUGACUGAUCUUACGUUGGAUGAAUUCCUCUCUUAUGGGCCCCAGAGAGAGUCUGGGAAGGUGGGAAAACCAUUACUCAGAAAAACCAAGGAUGGGACGGUGUUUCAUUGGAAUGUGGAAGUCGAUGACCCUCUCUGCACUUUGGAAGAAGUAUUUCAGGGGGUUGAUUCGCAUCUCGGGUUCAACAUUGAGCUGAAAUUUGAUGACAGUCUUGUCUACCAAGAAGAACAGCUUACUCACAUUCUCCAAGUAAUUUUACAAGUGGUCUACAAGUACGCUAACGAAAGACCAAUAAUCUUCUCAAGCUUCCAACCUGAUGCAGCACAAUUGAUAAGGAAAUUGCAGGGCACUUACCCUGUGUUUUUCCUUACAAAUGGUGGAUCAGAGAUCUACAGUGAUGUGAGGAGGAAUUCUUUGGAUGAGGCCAUUAAGUUGUGCUUGGCAGGCGGCCUGCAAGGGAUAGUAUCUGAAGUUAAAGCCAUCUUUAGAAAUCCAUCGUUGAUUCCUAGAAUAAAAGAAUCCAAUCUGGCACUCUUAACCUAUGGUCAACUAAACAAUGUUCCAGAGGCAGUAUAUAUGCAGCAUUUGAUGGGAAUCAAUGGUGCUAUUGUUGAUUUGGUUCAAGAGAUCACUGAAGCUGUUUCAGAUUUCAUUAACCCGGAGAAGACGGGAGAUGAAAGCCUGUCUAAUUCAGUAAGGGAGGGAAAGGCAAAGGUGGCAACAAAGCCAGAGUUCUCGCAGCGCGAGCUUUCGUUUUUGAUGCGGCUCAUACCUGAAUUGGUGCAACAUUAGUCAAGCAAUGUUGUUGUUGCCACUAGUCUAAGCCUUUCUAGGUACUUACGUUGUUGUAUAGAAUUCUAUCGUACUCGUAUGCAUCGAAGAUGAGAUCUCCUCCUACUCUUAAUAGAAUGAACACCACGGCUUUUGUAUGCUGAGCCUCUUAUUUUUUCCUCUCUUUCUGGGUAUCAUGGUCAUAGUGUUCUAAAGCUGAAAAGGUGAGCAUAUUGGAGUGAUGUGGAUGGAGCUGUUAAUAGUGGAUUGAUGAUUUGAACAAAUUAUUUUUGAUAGAGUUAUCCAAUACGGUCAAUGUAUUUUAGUU
Molecule: messenger RNA, 1736 nt
Organism: Phoenix dactylifera (date palm)
Lineage: Eukaryota; Viridiplantae; Streptophyta; Magnoliopsida; Arecales; Arecaceae
Product: glycerophosphodiester phosphodiesterase GDPD1, chloroplastic-like
Biological process (GO): glycerophospholipid catabolic process
Molecular function (GO): phosphoric diester hydrolase activity
Source: RefSeq, a predicted model, not a curated record